CCUCGUUUACAAUUCGCUUUAUUGCCCGCUUUAUUGGUUUGAAACAUUUACUUCAUGCACAAAUUCACCGUACAUGGAAUAUGAUACAGCAAGGAUUUCAUUGUUUGAAAUAAUAUUGAUGCGAUGGUCCCAGUUAUCUUUUACGUUUCCAAAGUCUAAACGCAGUAACUUAAACCGUAAACAGAGCAUAUAAUUUCAAAAUGGCAAGAAGUGCAUACUUUUCGUCAAUUUUGAUCGUCCUGUUGUUUUGCAACAACCUUGGACAAACGAAUGCUUUCUUCAACUUUGACAUCAAUCAGUGUCCAAGUGGAUGCGUUUGCAAAGAUGACAGUAUCACUUGCAGGGAUAUAAGGCAGAUGCCCAAGUUUUCAAACACUACCAAACGGAUCGAACUCGUACAUUGUUAUAUACCAACAAUUUUUACACAUGAUUUCGAAAAUGCGACUUCUCUCGAGGAGCUUGUGCUUGACAAUGUUAAUGAUAACGGUGGCUCUAUCUAUGGCGGUGGUACCAAACUGGAUUCCAAUUGCUUUUCCAAGUUGACCAAGCUGAAGAAGCUCGUCAUGUUGAACACCAAACUGUUCAUGUAUUCCUCCGACUACUUUGAUAACUUGACGAAUCUGGAACACCUUGUCAUGAAUAAUGUAGGCUUGGGACCGCAUCUUUUACAGAGUUUGUUUCAGCGCCUAUUUAAACUGACACACUUAGAUCUUGGUCGGAAUUGGAUCGAAUUCAUGCCACGGCGUUUAGUGGCUAAUUUCAGAAAUCUAAAAGUGUUUAAGAUUAACAACAAUAUCCUUUGGAGCCCCAACGCAGCGUUGACUCCAAUAAGCGAAGCGAGUGACCUCGUAGAAUUGGACUUAACGGAUAAUAGAUGGAUUUACCCUCACAAUCAAUUUGACAAACUUCCAAGUGUGUUCCAAUCGUUUUCUAAGUUGAAGAAAUUGUCUAUUGGCAAAAAUAAAUUUGAGAAGCUUGGACGGGAUUUUUUCGCCGAUGCUCCUCCAUCUUUAGAACAUAUCUCCGUCGAAGCUGCUUCUAUUAAAGAUAUACAUAACGAAACCCUCCGCCCAUUGAAAAGCCUGAAGUUCUUAGACGUAAGCUCGAAUCAUGAUAUCAAAUACGGCCAGUUCAGGACCCUCCUUGGAAGUCUAGCCGUUAAGAGCAAGUUGACAACGUUGAUCAUGAGGGAUCAUAAAAUAGAUACCUUCCAAGCAAGCAUGUUUCCAUCUCCUUCUCGUGUCUCGUCGUUAAAGUCCUUGGACAUGUCAGGAGGGGACCUAAAAACUCUCAAUACGGAUGCGUUCAAACGUAUUCAGGGUAUUGAAGAGCUUCAGCUCCACGGGAAUAAACUAACUGAUAUUCCAAAAGGGGUAUUCAGUGUUUUAUCAAACCUUAAGGUUUUGUCCCUCGCUUCUAAUAACAUUAUGCGGUUCCAUCAGAGCAGCCUUCGUACCAACAGACAUUUGGAAGACUUGGACAUUUCUGGCAAUAAACUACAGUCGUUGGCGUUUGGAUUAUUGGCUGGUAAACGCAUCUUGAAAACGUUUAAAGCUGGUGGUAAUAACAUAUCUGUGAUUACGAAAAAACAUCUGGAAAAUAUUCGGUUCUUGGAACACUUGGAUAUGAAGUCCAACAACGUUAAAACAUUUAAAUGGAAACAUUUUGAAAAACUAAAUCAUUUGAAAGAGAUUGAUUUCUCCGGCAACCCACUUGUCUGUGAUUGCAGUUUGCACUACUUUAGACAUUGGUUGGGGUUAUGCGAAAUCGAAAUUCUGAAUAAGGAAGAAACACAUUGCCACCAAGAUUUCAUCGAUACGUACAUCCCCCUCGACCGUUAUGCUCCGAUAAGGAUUGAGUGUCCUGAUCGACCAGAGAGUAAAAUGGUUAUUUCCACAACAAAUAGGCCUGGAGCUGAUGAAGAUGAUAUUCCGGAUGAGGAUACUUUAGGAACUUUUCUAAGCGAUAUAUUGAGCGGAUGGUGGGGUUAACACAGUUUUAAUACACACUAUUGUUCUACUGAUUAAGAACAUAACUUCUGAGAAUAUAUGACAUAACUGCAAUGGCCAAUGUCAUAAUGAAGAAAAGUUCUCAUAUUCCCAUCUGAUACUAGUAUAUUAAUCACAGUCUCAUCUUAUGUACAAUCACGGCCAUCACCUUUGGGCUCUGGAUGAGAAUGGGACAGCAUUUUCUCAUAUGACUAAAUCAGAUCCAACCAUCUUUCUCUUGUACAAAUACAGUCAUCUUUCAUCCUAAAAUGCAAAAUGAAAUUACUUGUGACGGAAACGAAUACUAAACCUUUUGGAGUGAUAGCUAGCUAAUAAUCUUAUUGAAAACUGCAGCCAGUGGCCACAGUUCUGUGCCAGUAUAAAUGUCUUGAUAACUUUUUUUGUAUACACAUGUUUUUUGUAUUUGUCACUUUUUUGUUGGAUCAAUCAGCAUUUUUAACCUCUUGGAUAUUCUAUGACUUUUGUUGGAAAUAUCCAUGAGUGGAUAUCGACCAUCUUCACGAGUGGGCGCAUCUAAAGAAUAGGGAUGGGUGAUAGCCAUGAGUUGAUGAGAAUGAUAGGCCGCGAAUCACCCACAAAUUAUUUUCACACUAUGCAAAAAAUGUCUUCACCAUUAAUCAAAAGAAUGAAAUUCAGCACGAAACCUUAGUGUAAGGGUUUUGGUUUUUGACAUUUUGAUUUGCAUAAGCGCAUACUUUAUCAUUCAUUAUGAACUUGCCUGAAAAGUGGGAAUUGACGGGAGCAAUCACGAAAAUGCAAAAUUCUUCAAUUACUGUGUUAUUAUUGGCUGGAGUUAUGUUUGAUAUAUCAAGCCUUUGUAUAUAUGGAAUAUAUUCUUUUUAAAUAUACCAAGUGGGUCUCGGCCAAUCAGCUUGAAGUACUUCUGUGCAUUGAGUUAGGGUAUAUGGUCAACUGAAUAGAAACAUUUAGAAUGGAUGCUGAAUGGGUGAACUCAACAAAAGAUAAUUCACAUUAACUUAGACAAGGUGUGUUCGAUUCCAGCCAAUCCGAACACAGUAUUUCAAAUAAUUACAGUGCGUUAUAUAACCAAUCACCGAAUCCAAGUGGGUGUCAAGAUGACAACCUGACUCAACUUAUUGACAUUGAUGCUUUGCCAACUUGACCCUUAACAUGGUAGAAAAUAUUUUGCAAUGUGUGGAAAAAAUAAAAGCCCAAGACCCAAUGCAUUGUGGAAUGAUUAUUUCUUUCGGACGUUUUUCCCUAAAAUUAACCCUCGAUGAUGCGCAUCUAAAUUUUGGAAAUCAACACCUUCAAGUAACUUGGUCAUUCCACAUUGCAAUGAGUCUAGAGCUAAAAUCCUAACACUUGAAUAUUAGCAUAAUUAUCAUUCAUUACAUUAUAAAGACAAUUUGAAAAGUAAUGAAGUGUACCAUAAUGGAUUAAUAAACGCAUAUACUGAAAUAUGAAUGUAAAUGUAGGUGUCAGAAACUUAUAUAGCACCUUGGUCGAAGAGACCGUGUAUGCUACAUUGAUUCCAGGAAACUAGACAAUGUCAUAAUUUAUAAAGGCUUGAUAGAAUAUAUGAAUUGCAAUAAAGAACCCACUAC
Molecule: messenger RNA, 3577 nt
Organism: Owenia fusiformis
Lineage: Eukaryota; Metazoa; Annelida; Polychaeta; Sabellida; Oweniidae
Source: the annotation of a GenBank genome assembly